AUGCUCCCGCUCCUCGCGGGAUUCGAGCUCGCGGAUGCCGUUGGUGCUCUCCGAAAUCAGGAUAUCCGGCGAGUACGGGGGGACCUCCGCCCCAAGCAGGUGGCGAUCCGGCACGCGGGAGAAGUCGCCGGUGUAGAGCGCCCGCAUUCCGGCGAUGUCGACCAUGAACAUCGCCGCGCCGAGGACGUGGCCGGCGUUAAAAGGCUGAAAGCAAAUCCCAUUCACGGUCACCUCCUCAUGGUACUCCACCGUUUCGAUCCGCUCGAUGGUGUUAUGCAGCCACUCGCUCGUGACGAGGUCGCUCGCGCCGGCGCCGACGCGCAAAAAGUCGUUCAUCACCAUCUUAUAAAACGCCUUCGUCGCGCUCGUCAUGAAGACGCGGCCUUUGAAGGCGGUUUGGUUGCAGAAGUACGGCAGCGCCCCGCAGUGGUCGAGGUGGAAGUGCGUGAUCAGCACCACCUCGAUCGCCUCGCACGCGAUGCUGUCGAAGAAGGGCAGGGAAUCGAGCCCGCUCUUCGCCGGGUGGUUGCCGCAGUCGAAGAGGACGCUGCGGCCGCGGUAGCGGAGGAGCACGCAGGAGCGCCCGACCUCGCCGCCGCUGCCGAUGGGCACCACCUCCACCUCGUCAACGACGGCGGGCGAGGGCGGGGAGGAGAUGAUCGCCGCCAUGAAUCCCAAGGCCUCAGAGGAUCAAUCGGCGUGGGGUGGGGGAGAUAG
Phytomonas sp. EM1 is the source of this 717-nucleotide messenger RNA. The record is from the annotation of a GenBank genome assembly. Lineage: Eukaryota; Euglenozoa; Kinetoplastea; Trypanosomatida; Trypanosomatidae.